AUGUCCGAACCCAAAUACCGCGACUGGAUCCUAGAGACCAUCGAUUCUCUACGGUCUAGAAAAGCCCGACCGGACCUUGAUAGAAUAUGUCGAAUGGUCCGAAGGAGACACGGGUCAGACCCGGAUCGAACCCGAGCAGAACUGGAAAAACUGAUCCAGGAGCAAACAGUGUUGAAAGUUAGCUACAAGGGGUCCAUUUCCUACCGGAACGCCGCCAAAGUGCAAAGGAAAAGCCGCAAAAAGAGUGACCAGCCGACAGACAGCAGCAGCAGCGGCAGUGGCGAGUCGGUGGGAGAACAAACCAAACACGCCAGUUUGAACAACAACGGCGACAGCGCGCACAGUCUCACGGAUCAAGAGGAGUGCGAGGACAAGGACUCUGAACCAACAGGAGCGAGUCAAUGCCCUGAUCACCAGUCUCUCACUUCUCCGGUUCCCACUUCGGAGAAGAGUGAAAAGGUUUUGCCUCUGAUUAGCGGAAACAGUUGUGUUAGUUGUGGCGCAACGGACUGCACCGUCGGGAGCGGCUGUAGCCUGAAAGCAAGUGCAGCGAAAGACAAGAGAUUAAUCCCACAGGCGGGGGGAAACGGCUCCUCGCCCCAACGCGAUAAUGAGACGAACAAGGACGCUGCCGUCGAUGCCUCAAACCAAGCCAAGAAGGCUCAGGCAGUGGAAACGGUGUCGCCUGGCCACGAGGGCAGUGACGAGAAGGAAAAGAAAACUUGCCCGAGCGCUAGUUCUGGCAGCAACAGCCACCUCGUUCGAAACAAACAAACGCCGGUGAAGCCUAAAGUCAAGCUCGGGUCAAAAGGGAUGAGCCCCAGCGAGGCUCAGGACCAAAUCAGCGCAGAUCUGGGCGACAGAUUGGUAGCCUCAGUUCGAAGUCUGACAGAGAGGAACAGGGGCUCCUCCGCAACACGGGGCCACACGGCACUGGGUCUGAAAGAGAUACUCGGUUACCUCAGCACUCAGGGGGGAAUGCCUGAGGAGAAACUGACUCGCAACCGAGUAAAAGUGGUGUUGGAACGCGAGGUAGCAAAGGGUCGUCUUCGCAGGACCCGCCUUGGCCACAUCACCCUCCCCACGAGGGGGAUGGGACUGGCCAAGCCGUCUGCGAGACUCCUGAAGAGCGCACUGCAGGAUACACACCUCGCGAAAAAGGAGGAAGUAAAAGAGGAAGAACCAAUGGAGGCUGAGAGUGUGGGGGAAGAUGAGGAAGAGGAGGAAGAGGAGGAAAAAAUGGAAGAACUGGGCGACGUGACGGGAGAAAACCACGGCACACGGUCCCCGCUUCCUGUCGGUCAGUUUGGACCUAAGAAUCAGAAUGAGACGCCGGUCACGCUGACCCAGCCGCACACGGAGUCUGCUCCCGGGGGUGGCACCGGUGUGCCUAAACCCCAACAGCGUUCAUCAUCUUCAUCAUCGUCAUCAUCACCGUCAUCAACUCUCCCCAGUACUCAGAUGGAAACAAUCACAUGCAGUAACCAAGGUACAGGGCCGCAGGUCAGGGCAGUGUGUCCCUCUGUGCAGACUGUGUUGGUUGUGGGGUCAGAGGUCGUGAGGGUGGGGGAGAAUGCAGUUACUCCCGACCAGCUGCUGUCCAAUCCACAGGAUGAAGUGGUUAUUGUUCCAGAUGGAGGGGACUUGUCAUCCUCCAUUGCCAUAAAGAGUUGCUCAGGGUGUAAGAUGGAGGUGAAUGCGUCUUCCUGUUUAUUAACUCCUACGGCGUCUCCCAGAGACUCAGGGACAGCUGAUGAACGGGGCAUAAAUGGGGGAGUUUUUGUCAAGUCGGAGCGGAGCAGUCUGAACCCAGUUGAAUGGACUGUGGCAGAUGUUGCUAGCUACUUCGCGGCAGCAGGGUUCCCGGAGCAGGCCAUGGCCUUCCGAUCACAGGAAAUAGAUGGGAAGUCCCUCCUCCUGAUGCAGCGAAACGACGUGCUGACAGGCCUGUCAAUCAGACUAGGUCCCGCCUUGAAGAUAUACGAGCGGCAUGUGAAGGUUCUGCAGAGAACUCAUUUCCAAGACGAUGACGGUUUUUGCUGAAUCAAACAGUUGUUAACUCUCUCACA
Molecule: messenger RNA, 2069 nt
Organism: Chanos chanos (milkfish)
Lineage: Eukaryota; Metazoa; Chordata; Actinopteri; Gonorynchiformes; Chanidae
Gene: samd1b
Product: sterile alpha motif domain containing 1b
Exons: 7
Coding region: 1-2043 (680 amino acids)
Biological process (GO): negative regulation of DNA-templated transcription
Cellular component (GO): nucleus
Molecular function (GO): chromatin binding; DNA binding; histone binding
Source: RefSeq, a predicted model, not a curated record